AGCAGCGUGCACGCGCAACAGCGGCAGCAGCGGCAGCAGCAGUAGCAGCAGCAGCUCGAGUUGGCAUCGGAUUUUCCUCAAUGAACAUUACGCACGCGUAUGCGUGCGUGUGUGUGCGUAAGCCAUCGGGAUAACCACCUAGUGGAGAUUGACUGGUUUAUAGCCGUGUAAAAAAACACACAGCGUGAAUUAACUAUCCUUGUUAUAGUGAAGCAACGCUAUCAUAUUUGUAUUGAUAAAGACACACGCCAGUCGGGAGUUCCCGCUGGGACAUUGUCUCACUCAUAUAAUAGCCUAUGGUUAUUACCCAAUGCGGGAAGCUUGGCAUGGAUUGAUGACUUGUACGAGCGAGUGGCGGCAGUGAAUGACUGUGUUUACUAGAGUGUGUCUUAGCUCAACAGUGGAUUGCAUGAUAGGCGUAACCCAUAAGUGUGCAAAAGACGUGAUUUUCGGCGAAAGAAGCCAACUUUAGCUGCUUUGUUGCUAGGAGGGAUGUAGGAUACAUACACAUCAGAAGAAUACAUGAAGGACGUCGCCAGUGAGCAUGGUAAACCAUUCGAGCCACAUCACGUGAUCGAGUUCUGUUACGUCAACAUCAUCGGCAUGUGGCUCUAUGGGAAAAUAUUCCAACAGCGAGACGAGCAGUACUUGAAAUGGGCGGCCACGUUUGCUCGCAGGUUGGAGCUGGGAUCAUGUCUGCUUGUGGACUGGUUCCCAUCGCUCGCCUGCGUCACCAGCGCUGAAGUUAGAGAAUUGAAAGGACACGUGCAAACGAUGACGGACUGGCACACCAAAGUGGUGGAGGAACACAGGCAGACGUUGAACGAGUCCAGUCCGCGCGAUUUUCUCGAUCACCUGUUCAUCCAGCAGCAGACGGGCAAGCUGAUGGUCUCCGACGCAGACAUCUGCUGUGUGUUAGAUGAUUUACAAAGCAAUGGAUUUGAUACUGUUACUGCUACCACCGUCUGGGGCAUUCAGCUGCUCGUGCAGAAUCCAGACGUGCAGAAGAAGCUGCAGGCUGAGAUCGACGAGGUCGUCGGCAGCGGCAGGGCGCCGACGACGAAGGAUCGCCGCAACAUGCCCUACUUGGAGGCUACGCUUUGGGAGAUUCAGCGUGUAGGAACGAUCGUUCCCAUGCCCGGCAUACGCGGUGCAUUGUCUGAUACCACCUUAGGAAGCUUUGACGUGCCUAAGGAUACCAUUCUACUGAUCAACCACGCCAAAAUGGCUAUGAAUCCCAUCAAUUUCCCACAGCCACAGAAGUUUGACCCGACUAGGUAUCUAGAUGAGAACGGAGUCGUCGUGGCACCGGAUAAAAAGAUGAUGCUGUUUGGCAACGGUUUCCGAAAAUGUCCCGGCAUGCAACUCGCUCGCGACAUGAUGUUUACUGUCAUGGCGAACCUGUUGCAGCGUUUCACAUUUCAGCUACCAGAGGGCGUCACAGCUUUCCCUGUCGGCAAAACCGUCGGUCUCAUACAACACCCACUGCCUUAUAAGAUCACAGCUAUUCCGCGGUUAUAAUAAUGAAAUAAGGAAACAGAAUAUCGCAUAUUGGCGUUGGUUGACGGGGUCAAACGACUCGGUUCCCUUAGUAUACCGCAAUAGUAUUUGCCUUGUAAUCAUGUAUAGAUAAUGAUUCAAAAUGAAAUAAAAUUAUGCAUUAAACAUUAGUUGAUUAU
Priapulus caudatus is the source of this 1679-nucleotide messenger RNA. Its product is annotated as cytochrome P450 2U1-like. Gene Ontology annotation, cellular component: intracellular membrane-bounded organelle; cytoplasm. The transcript has 3 exons. The record is from RefSeq and is a predicted model, not a curated record. NCBI's taxonomy places the organism in Eukaryota, Metazoa, Priapulida, Priapulimorpha, Priapulimorphida, Priapulidae. Bases 523 to 1521 code for a protein of 332 amino acids. Gene Ontology annotation, molecular function: iron ion binding; oxidoreductase activity, acting on paired donors, with incorporation or reduction of molecular oxygen, reduced flavin or flavoprotein as one donor, and incorporation of one atom of oxygen; heme binding. Gene Ontology annotation, biological process: xenobiotic metabolic process.